Molecule: messenger RNA, 1215 nt
Organism: Solenopsis invicta (red fire ant)
Lineage: Eukaryota; Metazoa; Arthropoda; Insecta; Hymenoptera; Formicidae
Gene: Rpb5
Product: DNA-directed RNA polymerases I, II, and III subunit RPABC1
Exons: 3
Coding region: 295-930 (211 amino acids)
Biological process (GO): DNA-templated transcription
Cellular component (GO): RNA polymerase II, core complex; RNA polymerase III complex; RNA polymerase I complex
Molecular function (GO): DNA binding; DNA-directed RNA polymerase activity
Source: RefSeq, a predicted model, not a curated record
UAGUCCUGCGCACCCAAUGGACGCGUUCAGCGGACUCAACAGUUUAAUGAGCACUCGCUGUUAUUGGUGUUUUCUUCUAGAUUAUCCAAUCAGACCUUUAGAAAAAUAUAUAUCCAUUGAUCACCAACUAUCAUCUGCCGACUCUACCAUCCGCGUCACGAGCAGACGAGCAUCUUCGAGUGUUUCUGCGUCUUGUAUCAUCUUGUAUCGUAGGCUGUUGUAGGCUGUCGUAGGCGUCGUCGCGUAGGCACUUGUGCAGAAGUUUCUCGUCAGCGUUUUAACAGAUUUUAAAAUAUGGCAGAUGACGAGGAUGAAACAUAUAAAUUAUGGCGUAUCAGGAAAACUGUAAUGCAAUUAUGCCACGACAGAGGUUACCUCGUCACGCAGGACGAGUUGGAUCAAGAUCUAGAGCAGUUCAAAGAACAGUUUGGAGAUAAACCUAGCGAGAAGAAGCCAGCCAGGAGCGAUCUUAUUGUUCUCGUGGCGCAUAAUGAUGAUCCUACAGAUCAGUUAUUCGUCUUCUUCCCUGAUGAACCAAAAAUUGGCAUCAAAACCAUCAAAACUUAUUGCCAGCGUAUGCAGGAAGAGAAGAUUCACAGAGCAAUCAUUGUAGUCCAACAAGGCAUGACACCAUCGGCUAAGCAAUCUCUGGUAGACAUGGCGCCAAAAUAUAUACUAGAACAGUUUCUAGAAUCUGAAUUAUUGAUAAACAUUACCGAGCAUGAAUUAGUACCUGAGCACAUUGUCCUAACUCCGGAUGAGAAGGAGGAAUUAUUGACAAGAUACAAAUUGAAGGAAAAUCAAUUGAUGCGAAUACAAGCUGGUGACCCGGUGGCGCGAUAUUUUGGUUUGAAACGUGGACAAGUUGUUAAAAUAAUCAGAUCGUCAGAGACUGCGGGAAGAUACAUAUCUUACAGGCUGGUUUGUUGAAGAAGGAGAAGGAAAGUGUCAAGGAUAAAUCGCUAAGGUCUCUCACAACUUACAGGAGAAAUAUUUAUCGAGUUUACUUGAUAAAAUGUAAAAAGGAACACUACAGCUCGAAAUUUGUCAUUUAUUGUAGCAAUAUUUUAUAAUGGUGCAUCAUCUCGUGUCCUACAUUAUACCAUUGCUUUAAUAAUAACUGCAAUUGUACAUUAUCAUGCUAUGUAAGAAACCACCCAGUGUUGAACAUCGUACAAUCAGCAAUAGUGAAUAAUUACAAUUCUCGCAUGCGAA